AAAGCUUAAGUCAUUGAAGAGCUCUCGCCGGAUCAAAUCAUAACACAAGUUCGACCGGAUUUGAACGUAUGUUUACAGUGUAGAAGUUAAUUUCGAGGAUAUUACUCAGUGACAGCAGAUUUCAUUUGUACAAUUCGUUGUGCGAAAGGUAAUUUUGCAAUGCCACACCAAAAGCACGGCAAAAAUGCGCGUCAACACGGUGCACGCGCGGAUGCAAAUAACAACGUGCAGGAUCAUGCGCCGGUUGUAAACAACAAUGGUGGCCAACCACAACCGCAUGGCCACGGGCAAAGAAUGCAGAAAUGUUGCGCUCCCGGCGUGUGUCCUGUGAAAGAGGAACUGAUCGAUACCGAUGAUAUACACGACGAAGUAAGGGUCGUCUGCAACAACGAAGCCUGUGAUCUUGGGAAUUGGAUGCACAAGAGUUGUUUUGACGGCUUUGAAGAGUCGGUGCUCUCCUACCUGAGAUCGUGCGGUCGUGCACGUAGCUGGAGCGAAAAACAGCGCCUUCAAAACCUGUGGACUAAAAAGGGGUAUGACCUUGCAUUCAAAGCAUGUGAUUGCAACUGCGCAAAAGGUCAUCUACGCAAGGAUUUGGACUACAUUCCCCCAGUCCGAAACGACAACGCUGGCAAAAAGAAGUCAAAGAAAAAGUCUUCAACAGACACAGCAAAACCAGCGUUGAACAAUGGGGUUCACGUGGGGGCACAUGUGCCACCACCUGCUUCUGUAGCAAGGGAACGUCGGCCAUCUGGAAACAAUAACACCAACAUGAACCAUAAUACCACUGCUCCAAAGCCCCUUCCAAGGAAAGUUGAUAAUGCUGAUAAGAAUGGCAAUGCUGUGCUACACGAGUCUAAAAAUGGAGUGGUGAGUCAUAUACGAAAGACUUCCCCUAGCAUUACUAUUCUGAACAAUCGCAAUGUCAAUGAUGACCGACUACGUGCCAACAGUAUAUCCAGCACUGGAAGUAGUCCACCUAACUCUGCCUCUUCCACUUCGGGAUCUAACUCACCUGUGCCUUUACAGACCACCUCAACUCAAAGGACUGCACUGAAGAGUAAGUUUGAGUUCACCGAGCAUGUGCCUAGCCCAUCGUCGAGCCCUGCUAAUGGCCUGACGGCUGCAAACCUGUUUCGAAAGAGAAUGGACCUGUCCGCCUUCAGUAUGCUCCCGAAACACAAGCAGAACCCCUACCAUAUAAAGAUGGAGGAUGAUGGAUUGGCGGGUGUAGAUGAGGUCCACUCCUUUGUGCUGAACCAUCUUAGCAAUUGCAAGAUAUCCACUCUGAACUGUGUUCUGUGCAAGAAUGAACUAUGCAUAUUUGAGAAAUACCCAUUGAUUGAUGGAACACUGUUCCUUUCACCACAAGCCUAUGACAGUCGAGCGAUUCAAGCAAUCUCAGAGGGCCGCCUUCAAUAUAUCAACGCUGUUUGCGUCACUUGCCUUGAAGGAGCCAACGAUAUCCGAUGUGCAGCCUGUAAGCAUAGGUGGGAUGGUAGCUCACUCUUGCUAGGGUCCAUGUAUUCGUAUGAUAUCUUUGCUGCGAUGCCAUGUUGUCAGAAGAGGCUUACAUGCAAGCAUUGCCGGAGAGCAGUUGUGGAUGUGUCGUGUGGUCUACCAUACUUCAGCGAGUAUAGUCACAUGAUUCCUUGUCCAUAUUGCAGGGCCUAUGAUUAUCACUUCAUUAGGCCACUGAGUGAAACCUUCGCCAUCAAAAUGUCUAUAUGGCAUUGAAUGGAUAGCUUUUCCUACAGGAUUGUAUAAACCAAGGGCAUCAUGUGUAUUUUUUUACUGUGAACUUUUCAGAGCAGCUUAAUCAUGUAAUGUAUUCUGUGUUUUAAAAUGAUGAUUUGUGUAUUUUUACAGUUCAAGCGUGAAAGUGAUGUAACAUACUUAAGAGUGAUUUUUUGUUUUGUUGGUUUUAUGUCUUGUCUGUUUGAAAUUUUGGAGUUAGUGAGGUGCUAAGUGUAGUUUAUGUUUGUUGUAUUCUUUGCUCUGUAUAACAAUUUUGUGGAGAAAACAAAACAAAAAGCUGUAAAAUCCAAUUUUGCUCUGUGCCAUAUGUAACGAAUUGUAUGUAUUUCUAGAUUUAUCUUUUUCAUAUUACUCUUGUCACAUUUAAUUCAUGAUAUUUGCAAAACUCCCAGCUACUUACCCUCCUGAGUUGAAUAACCUCAUAAAAGCUCAAAGCAUUCAAUAAAAGUUAAUUUAAUUCUCUUACUAAAUUAUGUUACAUGUAUGAUGUAUUAUUCUCCUGCACAAGCGAGUAGUAAAGGUGUAUAGUUGUUUCAGUUUGUCCAUCUGUCUUCAGCUAAGGGUUUUUCCUUUCCAGAGCACAUCCUGAAACCAUUUCUUAUGCUCAUCUAUUGUUAUAAUUAUUUUCCUCUUUAGAUAGUAUUUGUGCUUAAAUUUUGAAUGGAGCGUAUGACAAAAGCUAAAACUUAUCAACUUGAAAACUUUAUAGCAGCUGCAGUGUUUUGAAUUACAUGUAGCAUACAUUCAUAAAUGUUUAAUUAUUAAAAGUCUGCACAAUUAUGCAGUUUGAUUCAUUAAUGUCCAAAGUUUUAUAUUGUUUGAUGAUGUAAUAUUAAUGCAAAGCUUGCAGUGCUUUAUGAAUUCCUCUUUGAUCUGAUAAAUAUGUACACAUUUGCAUUAAUUUAAGGAAUGUGUCUUUGUGUUAAAAAAAGAAAACUCAUUGAUAACAAAGAAUGCUUGAAAAGCAUUAAAUAAAGAAAUCAUUUAAAUACAGGCUCAGAGACCAGCUAUUUAUAGAUUGCAUAAACUUUGAUAACCCAUAGUGAUUAGUGACCUGAUUGUUGUGUUGUCACAUUUCAGUUGUUUUUUACUUAAGCUUGUAUUUGCAAUGCAAGGUCAAGUUUGCAGUGUUUUGUGGCAAUAGUUUGCUGUGCUUUUAGAAACACGAUACAUGAAGCAACUUUGGUUACAAUUGAAAACUUAGUUGUUUAGUUAUUUUUUUUCCAGUGCUCAACCAUAAACAUUGAUUUUUUUAUCUGGCAAACAUAGUUUUAUUAUUUAUAGUUUUAAUGUAUAUUGAAUUAACAAAAACUACUAAAAUGUUAGAGAAUAACUAAAAUUCAUUAUUUAUACAUCACUGUCAUGCUAUUGGGAUUCAUUUUCUUAAUGUUUGAAUUUGUUUAAUAAGCUAUAUGAUUUUCAGUUUUUCAGCUGUAGUACAGAAAAGUUUCCUGUUGUUUUUUUUUGUUUUUAUCAAGCAUACCUCAGAUUAAUGAUUCAAUUAGCACAGCUGCAUGUACAGCUGCAUGUUUUAUUGCCUUGCGGAUUAGAACAUAGCCUUGGCUUUGACCUUUUUACAGCAGUUACUGGUCUUAUCUAUGUCACAUGUAACUUAAGACUUAAGUUACAUGUGACAUAGAUAAGACCAGUAACUUAAAGUAGUUAUUUGUAACCAACUUAUUUUCUUUUCUCAUUGCUUUCUUUUAGCAGUAGAUUUUUUAGCUUUUUGCCAGAGUCUUCCUGUAGUAGAAGUACAGAAAAAUAGAUCAAACUAUGUCCUUAAGACUCCAGUUGACUAUUUGCUUCUUUUUGUGUUUGAAUUAAAAUUAUGGCCUGCUCUUGUUUAGUUGAAAAAGCAUUCAUUGAAACUUUAUCUUGUUUUGGUGUAUUGAAUGUUGACAUGUGAAUGAGCAAAGAUUUUUUUUUAUGAAAGUAAGACUAUCAAAGAUUUAUGUUAUUAUGCAAUACUAUGUCUUUCAUGGUAUUUUUCACUGAAAGGUUUGCCUGCAAAAGUGAGCAUGUUUACCCAAUAAGUGAUUAUUAUUUAUCUUGCUUUCGAAACAUUUCAAUUUUUGUCCAUUAUUCUCCAAAGAAAUUAAUACCUUUUAAAACAAAUUCAAAUGUGAGAAAUUGAGAUAUUUACAAUUCUUAAUCUACCCAAUAACUUCUUACAAUGUCGGAAAGAAAUAUCUAAAAUGGUUAAGUGAACAAUUUAGUUUUGUUGUCCAAACUUGAAGAGAAAUACAUUCAAACUGAAAGCGUGCAAGUUUAAAUUAUUCUAUGUGUGGGUCGCUAAGUCUGUGUGUUUCUUUCUUAAGAUAAAGCCCUUUUUGGCAGCUUCUAUAAGGUUUUAAUUGAUCGUAGACACCUAUCCCCAUUUGGCCAGUUUUUUUAGCUCACCUGAGCACGAAGUGCUCAUGGUUAGCUAUUUAGAUCAACCAUUUGUCUGGCAUCUAGCGUCAUUGGGCCAAAACUAUUAGCUUGUUAUUGCUUUAAAGGCCAAAUAUUUUCAUCCAACCUCAAUGACACUUUUCAGAAUGUUGUAAUGAAAAUGUCUAUGCCAAGUUUGAAUCUGGGGCACAUGUGUCCUAAAACUAGGUCACCAGGUCAAAUCUUAGAAAAACCUUGUUAGCACUCAAUAAGCCACAGUUACUGCUCAAUCUUGAUGAAACUUGGUCAAAAUGUAAACUUGAUAAUAUAAAGGCAAAAUUCGAAUCUGGGAAAUGUGCAUCAAAAGACUAGGUUACAAGGAAAAAACUGAGAAAAUCCGUGUAACUAGUCUCUAGAGGCCACAUUUUUUUAUAAUUAAAAUGCAGCCAGAAUCUGAAACUGGUAGUGCAUCUCAAAGUCAGGUUACUAGGUUAGUUGGUAGAAAAACCUUGUUAUCACUGUACAUGCCCCAUAUAUAACAUUAUCUUGAUAAAACUUGGUCAGAAUAUUUAUCCUGACAAUGUCUAGGCCAAGUUCAAACCUGGGUUGAUAUGCACAAAUACUGUCACCAGGUCAAUUGUAAAAAAAACGUUGUCAUCACUCAUCACGCUAGAUGGCACAUUUAUUGCUUAGUCUUGAUGAAACUGGUCAGCAUGUUUAUCUUUACAAUAUCUAAGCCUGUUUUGAAUCUGGGUCACAUUGGUCCAAACACUAGGUCAUAUCUUAGGAAACCAGUGUACCCCCCCCACCGGCGUCCAGGGAAUCUUGCUAGUUUCGUCAGUCUCUUUUUUUAGAACUCAGGUGAGCUCUUGAGGUCCAUUAUGGCACAUUUUUUUUAUGUUUUUGUUCUUAGUAUUUUUAAUGUUAUGACGUCUGAGCAGUAAGGAAAAUAUAAUUAUGAACAUUAUGCCAAUAUGUUGAGUUUGUCAAACAAUAGCAGAAUUUUUACGAUUCAUUAUUUCUGAAAGAGAAUGUCAACUGGCACAGAGUGUAUUUUUAGAAAUAUUUAAAAACACUGCACAUUCUUGUGGUGUAAAUCUGUUACAAGAUUUGGCAUCAAAACAAUUUAUCUAUUUGAAUAUGCAGCUAUCAUGAUGAACUGGUUUAAACUGGCAUCUAUUCAGCUUAUUGAAGACUGCCUUAUCAACUAUCUUAAGCAAAUCCUUUGUUUGGUGCCACAAAACAAUCCUUUGAUAUCCAAACAUAAUAACAGAACCUAUAUAAAGCAACUGGGGUCAAAUUUCUUUUUAGGGUGAUCUGCUUAAAUCUUUUGAAGUGUGAACUGAAAUAUGUGAGGUUAUAUUUUUGGUGCAGCAUUGAUCAGUUCUGCCUCAAGGCCGUUUAGAAAGUUAUUAAAAAUGCAAUAUCUUUUCUUUAAUAAGUCAUUCAAACUUUAUGCAGACAUUGGUAUAUCUUUUAUAACUCUCUUUACCAUAAUGUGUAGAAUUGCAGAUUUUGAUUCUUUAAUAGAUUGUUUGUUAUUUGAUGUUUAAUCUGAAAGUUUUUAACUAAGAAUUCUUUUCUGUAUGCCAUGUAUUUAUUUUUAUAACAUUAUUAAUGUUAAGUUAAACCUAAUUUAGUUGCAUAAUAUAUAACCUAUGAAUAAUAAAUGUAAACAAGCCAUAAUUAUUCAACAUGUGUUUCUGUUACUAACUUAAACUGAGUACACAAUAAAUACAAUAAGGCCAUUGACUAUAAGUUAUAGUUGGAAGACCUUAUAAUGUUUCAGAACAAACACCACUUGUGUUUUAGAAGAUUGAUGAUGUUUACGUCUCACUCUUUCCACUGCUCUGUUUAAUGUCAUUAUUGAUUGCCCUCUGCCCUUUAUAAAUGCUGGUUUUGAUGAUGUUUGCUUGUUUUAUCAUAUAAACUAAUGUAAUUAUUAUUCUAAACACAGUCAGUGUAAAAGGCGAUUUUCAAAUGUGCUAGAAGCUAUGUGAUUAUUGAUUUUGUUAUUGCUGUUUACUUUUUGUGCAUGUUUUUGGGAAAACUUGUAACAUUGUUCAAUCUUUGGCGUUUUAAUGUUUGUUCUAGAUCACUAUUAAUUAAUUUUAUUUUGUUUGUUUGGGUUUGUUUCAAUGUCUGUUCUAGUGUAAUAAUGUUCGUUUCCUAUGGAUAAUACUCCCACACUUCAUGCUGCUGUGUAUACUACAUCAAUACCUCCUUCAAAGUGAUGUUUUAAUGUUGUAAAACAGUAUGUGUUCAUUUUUUAUUGGAAACUUGAUGUUUUAGUGUAAAGAGGCAGUAGUCUAAGUGUUUCUAAUGUGGGUAAAUCAUUCCAUGAUUAAAUUUAAAAUAAAAAAUACUAGUUUUGAGAGUACAUGUACAUUAUUGUGUAAACUCCAGGACUUGCAGAUGUGUUGCCCUAUGAACAUUUUAUUCUAUUGCUUGUGUAUUGAUUUACUGGUUUUAACAAUGUGUUUUAUUUUUCAACUUUUAAAUAGUUUUAUUAUUUGUCAAACAUUUAAUGUUAAUGUCAUGGAAAUACCAUUCUACUGACUUUAUACUGGUUUUGUAUGCUUAUUUACGGUAUUAUGUUAAAAUGUCGCCAUUAAAUAAAUCACAUGUAUGUUCACCCGUGUUGGCACAUUUAUGUAUCUAUGAAGUUGGAGAUAUGAUACAAUUUAAAAGCCGUUGUAUGAUUUUUGAGUUUAGUUGAAUUUCACUGUAAUGUAUGCAAUAUGUAUAUUCGUAAAACAAUAUUACGCCAUUUAUUAACUUUGUUUUUGUUAACAUUAAGAGAAGAAAGACGGCAUCACAGGUUAUGUAAAUAACAACUAAAAUAAGUUGUUUCCACAUAAGUUUAUGUUCACAUCAGCUGAUGUUAGUUUUUGUUUUCAUGAGGUAUGAAACAUGUAAAUACAAUAUAAACUCGCAUAGAUUUUGUUGCCGAACAGCAUUCUCGAUAAAAAACGAGACAUGCACUAGUUGUGCUUUUUUGUUUGUUAAAUGCAUGUGAGAUUGUUAAGCGACAGCGAAUUCGGUAUGCUUAUUAAUCGUUUUAGCCUGAACAUUACGUCUUCAAGUAAUGUAAAACCUGUAGGAAAACUAUGGAGUUGACAUGAUGUCGCUUUUUAUUUCUCUUGUUACAUUUCAUUAUAUAUCCAGUACUGGUUUCUGCUCUGUAAUUGCAUAAAAUAAGAAAUUGCUUUAGUCUGUUUGAUACGCAGACUUGUAUUAUUGUUUGUUUAUGCAUGAUGUUCAUAAAUGUAAUGUUAAAACCCCAAGGGAAACUGCGUUUUUGCAAAACAAUUGCACAGUACCAUGUAAAUGUUAAUGUAUGAUGCUGUUUUAGCAUGAUAUUGCGAAUGAUUGCUCUGACAUUGGCGAACUUUGGUGCAAGACAUGUUUAUUAUGCUCGUCUGCUUUUUUCUGUCUCUUUCAAGGUUUAUUGUUUUGUAUUACUCUGUACUGUAUCGUUCUAAAUAAAGUUUCGAUGAAGGA
Molecule: messenger RNA, 7632 nt
Organism: Dreissena polymorpha
Lineage: Eukaryota; Metazoa; Mollusca; Bivalvia; Myida; Dreissenidae
Product: headcase protein-like
Exons: 1
Coding region: 160-1737 (525 amino acids)
Source: RefSeq, a predicted model, not a curated record